Acanthoscelides obtectus is the source of this 4606-nucleotide messenger RNA. Lineage: Eukaryota; Metazoa; Arthropoda; Insecta; Coleoptera; Chrysomelidae. The record is from the annotation of a GenBank genome assembly.
UCACAAGAUAUGCUUGAAUUAAACAAAAAAUAUCACCCGUGGUGAGCUAGAGGUCAACAGUGAAAUAAUAAACAGAAACUUCUGCUGACAAUCGAGACCCUGAGACGCAUCGUUUACAAUUUGCAAAAUCAGCGAAUAUAGGCAAUGGCACAAUAAAAAUAAAAUAUAAUAGCGACUAUAAACAUAUGAAUAACAGUUAACGGAACAUCCUCUCGCGAAAAUUUCAAUGAUGGUGGUACCUUUGGAAACACCCGCAUUACUUUACAUAAAAUAACUUUCUUUUGUUUGCUUUCUCGGUAAAUUUUCAGUGUAGUUCAAAGUGUACCAGUGUUCAGCUGCUAUCAUGAACUUUACCACUACAGAACCACCAGUGGUUCCCUUGACCGAGACGCUCCAUCGUCAACCAAGAUUUGGCUACAUACCUCUUCUAGCAAUUUUCCUCUCAAAUCUUCUAUCAAACACCGCAGUGGCAAAAUUCAUUCCACUUGGAUCUCUCAGACUAUCAUACGAUCCAUUACCACUUUUGAGACCUGCAUCGUCAUUUCAACAACAAUAUGGCUCAGAAGAGUCUCAACAUGUUUAUCAUCAUCAGCCUGCUAUCCACCAACAGCAAAUUGUAAAUAUUCUUGACCAUAAAAGACCUACAGAGAUUGUGGUAGAGAGUGGCACAGAAGAACCAACUGAGAGUUCUACAGAGCACCAAGUUUAUAGAGACGAUGAGUUAGAGAAACCUGCAAUCGAGGAUAUCAGUGACAAGUCAGCCAGGGUUCUUUUUAAACGAGGAAUUGCUGGCGAUUAUGGAGUGAAAUCAGCUCCGAUGAGUUUUGAGCAAGAAAAUGGCUCCAAUUAUCCAAAACAGGAAAUUUCAGGAGCUGAUAUCAAAUAUGAUACAAUAAGGAGCUCUGAAGUAAGCAAAAUUAUAUCAAAAAGAUCUCCUGCCAAUGAUAGGAUAAGCAAGAACCAGUAUGCUGAUCAACAGAAUAACAGCAACUUCCUGAGUCAAGACUACAAAGAGUCUAGUUCUAAGCCACCACAGCUCAAUUUAGGUAAGAUAGAUGGAAAGAUAAAUAGAAUCCCAGCUAUAUUAUUGGUAGAGCGUACAGCUCAUGCUAAAGACGCAGGAAGUGACAGUUAUGAAACGCUCACUAUGAAAGCAGGAGAAAAUCUUGAGUCGCAAGAUAUGAUUGAAUUGAAUAAAAAUAUCACCCGUGAUGAGCUAGAAGUCAUCAGUGAAAUAGUAACAGAAACUUCUGCUGAAAAUCAAGAUCCUGAGGAUUAUCGGGUGCAAUUUGCAAAAUCAGCAAUUGAAAAUAUAGACAACAACAUUCUUGUAAACUCAAAAGUAGAUAGUCUAAAGAACGAACACGAAAAAGCUGAUGGUCAAAACAUGGAACAGGAACUCAGAGCAUCUGGAAAUGGUAUGAAGAAGCAUAGCUCUGAGAUAAUGAGUGUCAGAAAUAUGAGAGCACUUGUGAAAAGAGGUACUGCCAAUAGAUAUCGAGUGAGAAAGAAUAACAAAUAUCUGUACCAGAAACGAAGGAGGGUACCUGAUUAUUACUACGACAGUUACGAAGAUGUAUCGAGAAGCAGGUACUAUAUGCCCAGACGAAGGCCAACAAGGCCAAGAAGGCCAAUAGACUCCUACGAAGACUUCUACUAUUCAGAUGAGAAUUACGACUACGACUAUCCGGAAAAACCUUUGCCUCAAAAAAACAGAAGACGCACUACUACGACUACAAGGCCACGUAGAGUCAGUACGAAGCCGACAAAUCGGAGGAGAGUUCCGAGUACAACCCCGUCAGAUGAAUAUGAUGAUUACGCGAUCGAAGUGGUAGCCAGACCUAGGCAAGGGUCAACUACUAUAACAAAUGGUGAAACCGAUCAUCCAAGUUCUACCACAUCAGGUUCUACUUCAACAACUACAGCACAGCCUUCUACAACUACAAAUGCAACAACUACAGGAGGAUACGGUUAUGGUUCAUCUCAUGGUCACGAAGGUGUAAGUAUUACCUACGGGCCCCCUACAGGAGGAGGUCAUGGAUUAUAUGGACCUCCUUCAACGUCCUAUGGGCAUCCACAUACUCACUAUGGUCCACCCAGUACACAGUAUGGUACUCCGAAUAAUGGAUUUGGUCCUUCUUCUCACGGGUACUAUCAAGUACCUUUUUCAGAUUGGUAUAGCAACGAGGUAUCCAGAGCUUCUAUUGCGAAAAAGGCGCAAGAUAUUAUAGGAUUUGAAAAUGUUUUCAAUUGAGAGUUAUACUGUAAGAAAUAGCAAAAUCGAUUGGGAAAAUCGCAAGGAGAUAAAAUAUUUGGUGAAAGUGUUUCAAAAGUGACACAGUUUUAUUAGUGAAAUAUCGGCAAAAGAAACAUUUUUUGUACAUAAAAAUAUACUAAAUGAUAAAGAAAACGCAACACCCUCUAGGAGUUCUUUAAUCCUGACCAUACUUUUACAAGUUUUAGGUCCCCUGACAAAUAGAAAGUGAUUAAAAUGUUAACUCGAAAUUUCCCAAAUAGCUUCAUGUCCCAUACAUGUUCGAGGGGGGAAAGGUCUGGAAAUCGAGGAGGCCAUUGGAGCCGAUUUACUCCAGACGCCUUUCAAAAGUCUAAACUAACAGGAGCGACAUGAGGUCGUGCAUUGUCCUGCUGAAAAAGUACAAUGUUUCCAAAAAGGGAACCAGGUGUGGUGAUAUAACGCUGAGCAAUCAUGCUACCUCCAAUGAACACUAAUGGUGACCUACUGCCGUAAGCAAUGGCGCCCCAUACCAUAACACCCACAGAGCGAUGAAUAUGCCAUUCGAUGGAUAAUAAUCUUUCACCACGUCUCCUCCCUACUCUUGCACGGCCAUCAUGUGUGCCCAAAUAGAAUCUGGACUCAUUGCUUAACACUACUGAGUUCCAUUCCAUAUUCCAUUUAAGUCUCUUCCUACUCGAUACCAAUCGUUGCCGACGAUGAUGUUGGGUCAGAGGUAGUACAAGAUGGGGACGGUGUCAACACAGUCCAAAAGUCCUUAGUCGCCGAUAAACUGUCCUCAUUGGUGUUGCCUUUAAGACAGCAUCAAACCACUGGUUCACAACUGCCCUUGUCGUGAAAAAUCGAUCUUUUUUUUUAUACUCCAACAACCACGAAGGCCUAAGGCCUAAGCACCCAUUGGGUACCGUGGGGCUAUAGGGGGAUACAUGGGAAAGGGAGGGACGCCACACGGACUCUGGCGAGGGAACACGUGUGCAUGCAACAUGCACACAUUCUGGCUCCGCCUACAAGAACUGCCGGGUGGUACCUCCGCGUUCGACAGUCAGAGACCAUCUACCACCUACGGACAAUCACAACAUCCAUAGCCAAGAGAAAAAUUUCUCCUGUGACGGGACCCGAACCCGCACAGUGCACGGCGACUGAUCAGGAGACCGAAGAGUCUACUACUGCGGCCACCCCUGCUGCCUGUCAAAACGAGCGGUACUUUCCAAGUUCCCAGUUUCAAUCUCAGAUAUCCCCUCCUCCCUGAAACAGACAUCUUCUUGAACAAUUUAAUGGGUCGCCAACUGCGCUUGUUGCAGAAAAUCGUUGUCUAAGUGCUAGUAGCUUCAAAUGACGAUCUUGUCGCUCUGUAGUCUAGUCUUUGACGUCCAGCAUCUCUAACUCGUCAAUUUCGGCCAUCUUGGAAAUACGCUCGACAACAUCUCAUUACAGAAGCUUUGUUUCGAUUCUCCCGAUUAACGAAUUCUCAACCUCAGAAAGUUGAGUUAAAUUAGCGCAUCUGUGAGCUCUAGGCAUGAUAAUGCAAUGAAACAGAAAUGAAACAAAUGGAACCAACACAGAAAAAUCACUGAAUAUUAAGUAAACAUGUUCAUAUUGUUCGGAUCUUGAUAUGACAAAAAUAGCCUCUACAAAAAAAAAGUACGAGUCGGAAUGAUUUUAUCAGCAUAUACUAUAUAUUAAGUUUUUAUUGAAAUUCAAUAAAUAAUUCUGGAUGUUGCAUUUUAUAUGUCACUUAGUAUACUUAUGAAACAAAUCUAUUCAAACUGGCCAACAAUGUUUCAAUUACAGUUGACUACAUGAGAGAAAAAACGCAUUUUUAAAAACAAUAUUUUUAGUUAUUAAUAAAUGACCUAAAUAUCUUUUUCCGAUUGAAAAUAUGGCGUUUUAUGCUUCUCACCCUUCGUUUCAAGUUUUAAAGCAUUUUACUUUCCAGCAAGAAGAAGAAGAAAAUGUUUAACACUUUUAGUUGAAAACCUGACACAAACGAGUUUCACUAUAAUUUAACGGCUAAGAGGUAUAAAAUUCAAUGGGAAAAAUAGUUUUCUAGUUUUUGACUCGAUUACUAACAGCUAAAUAAAAGUUUGUAAUCAAAAUACUUUUUCUUUUAUUUAUUAAGCUGUAACAUGGAAUUUUUGUGUCCGAUUUAAGUGUUACAAACUUUGUCUCUUAUAUUAAAGGGACUAAAGAACAUUUUCACCAAGUAGUUUGCUCCGUUACAAUUCUCUCCGAAAUAUCUUCCGCCAUAUGGCCUGGAUUAUCAUUUAGAUUUAGAGUAUAGAUAAGUUAAGACACCUAUUGUGUAUUUAUGUAAUAAUUUUAUUUUUAUAAAAAUAAAACAGAUAUUCAUUG